Messenger RNA from Meloidogyne enterolobii, 495 nucleotides. The record is from the annotation of a GenBank genome assembly. Lineage: Eukaryota; Metazoa; Nematoda; Chromadorea; Rhabditida; Meloidogynidae.
AUGAGCGAGAAAAUGGAAGCUUCAGCAGAAAUGAAAUGGGGAUUAAUUUGUUCAAUUGAUGACCAAGAAAAUGUGAAGGAAUACAUUGACUUUAGCAUUUGGAUGGUUAAUCAAUUGGAAAUUAGUGCCUCAAAAUUGCAACUUGGACACAGAUUUGAUGAGACUCCAACAUUUGUUUUGCAUGCAAUUCCUGGUUCAAUCGACCAAUCUCGUGAAUGUUACGAAACUAUAGCUAAACAGCAUCCACAAGUUAUUUAUGUUAUUCACAUUUUGCCUAGCAAGGAUUCUUUGGAAUAUCAAGUUUUGAAGGAGCACACUUUGGCUGGGGCGCUUGUUGGACAAGGCGUUCUUGCCGAAAAUGCUCUCGCUUACUUUAAAUGUUAUGAAUUGGUUGAAGUUAUGGCAAACAUGAAUCAAUGGAUUGGGAGACGUCUUGCACAAAUUACAGCACGGCGAACGUUAAAAAAUUUUCUUAUUAAAAAAUUAUUUUUUUAA